AUGGUCGAGCAGACGAUUUCACCGUCUCUCACGGUUGUGAGCGAAGUCAGCCCGGGCCUGGCGGAUGAUUUGUCACGAGCCGGCUCCCUUUCGACCACUCGGAUAGAGGAUUCCCUUGAAGAGUUGGACAGGCUAGAAGAGCAGCUCGAGGCAAUUCAAGGUCUGACCCAACCCCACGGGUCUGCAACCGCCAACAAGAAGGUUUCCGAGUCUAAUCCUGCAACCCCCUCUGGUGCAACACCAUCGGCCCCAGCGGCAUCCAGGGGACCCUCAGUUGCCGGGUGCUCCGCGACAGUCCGUGUCAGGCCCUCCCAGAAAGAGAGGCCCUCGUUGAGGAAAUCUGCAUCGUUGACGCUCCGUGACAAGAGCCAGGCGCAGCAUGGAUCGUCGGGGAGCCAGAGGACUGAACCUACUGGUUCCCGUGGCCAAUCUGGCAUCAAUCACAUCAGAACCCCAUGUACAGCGAAGCAUCCUAUAAAGUCUGCCAAGCCACCUACUGUGCCCAAAUUCGAGUUGCCGGGCGAGGCUGUAGCGCGUCGCUUGAAGGAACAGCGUGAAGCUCGUCAGGCUCAGCAGCAAGCAGAGGCCCAGAGAAGCCAGUCGGCCACGGCAAAACCAAGAGUCACAAACAAGCCUUUGCCCAAGCCGACAUUUGAGCUGCCAGGGGAAGCCAUCUCUCGCCGCAAGCGGGAGGAGCGGGAGGCCAAACUGAGGGCGGAGGAAGAAGAGCAGCGAAAACGACGAGAGUUUAAGGCUCGGCCCGUACGACACAGCAUUGGACCACCUGCGCUACCUCGCGAAACACUGACGAGCCGGGCUCGCCAGAGUAGAUCAUCUCCCGAAGCAAAUGGCGAGAAUGACAGCCAGGUUGCUCAGCGAAAGCGCAUGUCGGUUGGUGUGGUCCGCUCUGUCCCGGUGCCCUCUCAGGCUGGCAAUUCCUUGCAGGCACGGGGACGGAAGUCGACCACGGUCUCUGCUGCUGAAGAGAGCCGAGCGACUUCGACGUCAACGGGCACCGCAAGUAGCCAGCGGACUUUGGUAUCACUGGAGGAACUCCACGUGCAGAGGCAACGGGGCAAGGACAUUUUUACACGAGACAACUGCUACACGCAAGACAGGGAAAGGAGCAAGCGGGAGAGAGAGAUUGCGGCCAAGACGGCACGAGAACAGGCUGCUGAACGUUCUAGAAUUGCGAGUCGGGAGUGGGCCGAGAAGAAGCGUCUGAAGGAGUUGGCGGCCAAGCGGGCAAAGGCGAUGCAGGAUGGAGGGGAGAGCGCGAAGGCGUGA
Molecule: messenger RNA, 1287 nt
Organism: Metarhizium album ARSEF 1941
Lineage: Eukaryota; Fungi; Ascomycota; Sordariomycetes; Hypocreales; Clavicipitaceae
Exons: 1
Coding region: 1-1287 (428 amino acids)
Source: RefSeq, a predicted model, not a curated record